GACUGCGAGAUUAGUUGAAGCCGUGCGGUUGUUGCUGUCUGUUUGAGGUUCAGUUUUUUUUUAUUCUCCGUUUUAGUAUCGCGCGCAGCUUUUGGUUGAUCGCGCCAAGCGAGCAGAGACGGCUGUCACUGAUUACAGUACGUGAAGUUGGCGGCUUCUGCUUCGUGGUAACGUUCGGAAACACAGUGCUGAACAAGUGGUUCCGCGGCUUCGCGCUAUGGCCAACAAUAGCGGUGAUAACUUUCAGCUGAACGACAAUAAUGCCAACAGCACCAGUGAGACGGAUGCAAAAAGCCUUUUUGGAGGUCUGUCUUCGGGCUGCUGUCUACCCAGAAUAUUUGCCGGGAGGCCAGCCCCCAACUACCCGGUGUUGCCCACAGCGCUAGAGGACGAGGAGUACAGAAUGACGCACCCCAAGCGAGGCAAGUGUGUCAUCUUCAACAACAGGUUCUUCGCACCCCAUACGAAGCUGAGUGAACGAAGGGGCACUGACUUGGAUGCUGAUAAUCUUUACUAUCGCUUCUGUGGGCUGGGCUUUGAGUCAGUCAUCCACCAUAACUUUUCACGCAAGGAGAUGCUUGAAGAAUUGGAAAGAUUGGGCCAACAGAACUACCAAGACGAUGACUGCUUUGUUUGCUGCAUUCUGACACACGGUGACCGUGAUGUUCUUUACGCAACUGAUGGAAAGUUCCCGGUGGACAGUGUGAUGGACCCUUUCCGUGGCGACGUUUGCCCCACUUUGCUUGGUAAACCCAAGCUGUUCUUCAUUCAGGCUUGUCGUGGUGACAGGUUGGAUGAAGGCACUCCGGUGGUCUUGGAAACAUCUGAUUCACCAGGCCAAGUCUACCGCAUCCCGACACAUGCUGACUUUCUGGCUGCCUACUCAACAGUGCCAGGGUUCUACUCCUGGCGCAAUACAUCGCAAGGCUCGUGGUUCAUACAGGCCCUGUGCUCGGUGCUCCACGAGCGAGCACGGUCUGCGGACCUGUUGUCCAUGCUGACAGUCGUGUGCCGCCGUGUUGCUCUUUACUUCGAGUCAUGCGUGCCAGGUGACCCUAACAUGGACCGGAAGAAGCAAGUGCCAUCCAUCACGUCCACGCUCACCCGACUAGUCUUCUUGGGGCAGCGGGGCUAGGACACAUGGCUUUGAUUAUGAGUGUGAUGUGGGCCGUGCCCUCACCUGUCCUUCCUCGUUUUGCUUAAAAGGACCAAAGCUAAGUGUGAGAUUACGUCAUUGGGUGUUUCUUCGAUUUGGCCAACUGCACUGGCUGAACUAGUCCCUUGCAAAAGGAUUUUUAUCAGGGCAAGUUAUGCGUGUGAGAGUUUCAAAGUAGGAAAAAAAGAGAGAGAGGAAAAAAGAAAGCAUAGUACAUAUAGAAACAGCUGUAUGUGUGUCAGUGCAUUCAUUUUAUGUCCCACUUUUUGUAAUGUUCCUUAGUUCCUUGCUUUCUUUUUAUUUUAUAUUACCUGUUGUGAUGGUAUGCAAUAUUUACAUCUACGCUGAAAAAGUUUGAGGACUGUCUAUUGUGCUAAGCUGCUAUGCAGAAUAUUUGUGGUUGUCAUUGAGGAACAGUUAAUAUACUCCGAGGACAAAAAGUGCUUAGGUACCUCAAGACAGGGAGAAAUUAAAUCAUUCAAUGCAGUGCAAAGUGGUAAAAGACAAGUGGCAAUGAAGCACCAUGAGAUGCUUUCAAUAAUGAAUGAAAGUUCUGCUGUAUGGAAAACUUGAGAAAAUGUGAAAACUUCACAGCUGACUUAGCAGAUGUGCAUGAACAUGGUGUUUUAGAGCUUGUUAACAUUUAUGCCAUCAGCUUUAUUGAUUCAGCCUGGUUUCAUCUGUGUGUGCACCUUUCCUAGAGCGUUUCAAAACUGUGGUGAUAAUAUGGUGGCAGUGGUACACCAUACCAUAUUAUGACCAAGCGAGAAUACCUGUCUGUCAAGGGCUUUUGCAAACAUACUGCGUACAGCUGUAUUUUACUGUGCUCAGUCCUCAAACUUUUUCUGGCAUAACCAUCUGUGUGGCUUCAUGCAUCAGUAAAUUUGUUUUGUACUAUGAAAAGCAAAGUUCAAUGCAUAAAGAAAAAAAGAAAGGGUGCUUGCAAUUGCACCUGCUAUUGGUGUACAGAAUUAAGGGUGUGUGAGAUUUGUAAACAAGAAGACUUUGCAAAUGUCCUGGAAUUUAAUAAUUGAAUCAUGAGUUGUACUUGCUGUCACUCUCGCCUUUAAAACUUUGCACAAGAGUGCACCUUUUGUCCCAGAUGUUCCUGAGGCUGGUGGUAGUAAGGCAAUAUAGCGCCAUUAUGUCCAUUCUGGCUAAUCUCAUGCUUGUUGGUUUUCUUUUAGUGGGGAGGACUAAGCACCCUAGGUGUCACUUCAGUCAGCUUAGUGCCAGAAACUGCAGCACUGUCACACAGAGCUUUUAGGUUGAGUGGACGAAAGUUUUUGGCCUUUGAACUUUCAUGACAGUAGAGUGAAUUGUAGGGACAUAAUUGGACUCACCCACUUUGGAUGUAUCCUUGCCACGAAGUUACAUGAAGUGUUUCUUGCUUUUGUAGGAGAAUUAACAGUUUUGGGAAAGUUCACUGCCUCAGUCAUUGUUUGUGUAUCAAUGAAAAGCAAAAAAAGAUAUUUUCAUAACUGCAAGGAUCUCUUUAUGUCAUUACUGUUCAUUGACAACUUAAUUAUUCUCUGGAGUGUUGUGGGCUGGGCUAAAAGCUCCCUAAUUUUUUUUUAAUCUCUGUUUGCAAACUUGUAGAGGCCCGCGCCAUCCCGUUGCUGUUGCAAAUAUCACAUGAUUUUUUAAAAUCUAUGCUCCAUGUAUGCAGAAUAUUUUUAGGAUGUGUUUCCAAACAUACCGUUUUAUGGUGUGCAGAGCCUGUGUGUGCACUAAAAUUCACACAUUGAGAAAAAAAAAACGUGUAUAAAUUUCGGCACUAUGGUGGAAAUAUUUUGCAUGUUAGCAUAGCUUUGGUUUAGGAAGACUUGGCCGUCAGCUAUUUUCCUGUUCUCAUGUUGUUUUACGUACGUUUGCUGCUUGACAAAUGAUGCUUUUGCCUGAAUGGGCUGUGGCAGUGGCAUCAGUUUAUGAUCAGAGUAUAGCAUGCAUAAAGUACUAUUAGUACUAUACCAAGUGCAUGCAUGAAUUACACUUAGGUUGAUAAAGGUACUCUAACCUUAGGUGCCUUUUCAAUGUCCUUCAUGACCAAAGCCAAAUUCAGCAGUGUAUUUUAUUGUCAACCAACACUUUUGCUUUAGUAUAGCUGCUGCACUGCAAAAAUAUUGAGGUGUGCGAGAGUGAUGUCAGCGGUUAUCUUUCUUUGUGGUCCCUGGAAAACACUGCUUGUGGUAGAUGUUCUUGGUUGUAGUUCUUUCCUCCGAGCAUAAUUUCCUGCUCUGCGUUUGAGCCAAAGGCUUGUCUUGAAGCAACUAACUUUUUGUGCAAACGUCAGCUUUCCAAGGGCAUUUCGACGUCAUGCAUGGGUCAUGGUAGCAUGGCCAGCAUGUAAUAUUGUUUCGAUAUUUUAAUGAAUGCAGACCGGCUUGUUCAAACAGGUGCGAAAAAGGCUUUGUUUAUAAAUGGUGACGAAUCCUCCAACUAGUGUGUGGUCCUUUCUUUGCACUGUGUGUAUGAUAAUGAUUGAGGUGUGUCAACUUAUCUAAGCCUUCAUUUUUAUUGCAAGCCAUCUGUCUAUUGAUGGUGGCUGGCUUUUUUUUCGUUCCUCUUGUGCGUUGUAUCUUCAUAAACAGUUGUGAAGGCUCUGUGGUUUGUUGAAAUCCCGAAUUUUUUCGCUCGGGGGGGGGGGGGGGGGGCUGCUGGCUAUUUGUGCACUGCAAGUGGCAUGAAUGCAAUGCAGAAAUGCUUGCCUUGCAACCUGAGUGGCUUUUCUGAAGAGAGGCAUGCGCAGACUUUACCUGAGGCAUAUCGGUUGUAUAUAUUGCAGAUAUGAUCCUCGGUUCGUGAUCUAUGUACAUAUAGUGUGCGCAUGCUGUAGUCAUUGAUUUGCAAUGCCCGUACUUUCCAUAUUAGCACAUAUUAGGCUCUUAAUGGGGAGAGUGCAUCAUGCUGACCCUCCAAAGCGUUGUGAUAUAUUACAGGCAUUAAUGUUAGUAGUACUGUGCGUCUGGCAAUAACUGUAGUGAGUGCCUGUAAGAUCUUGAUUAUUGAAUAAAAAAACUACACCUUUUAACUUAGAUGUAAUCAAACAAACCACUGGUUACUUUGAAGAAACAGACGGGCUGUAUCAGUUAUUCAAAAUUUGAGUUGCAUGUCACAUACCUGUUCUAUAUCAGUGUUAAGAACAUUGAUUUUCAUCUUUCAUUUAUUUGAUAAAACCUAUUAGUAUGAUCUCGCUGCAAUGAUUAGAGCCCACCUCCCACUACAUUACGGGAUAUACAUUUAGUUCACAGGUUGAAACAUAUUUGAGAUAAGAUUUUACUUUUGCCUAUUUCACCAUAAGAUUUUGCAUACUUUAAUGAAGUAUUACCUUAAAAAUACAAAGCCUCUUAGUAUUCAAUUUGAUGUUGAUAGCCUGUGUUCUUCCAACAUUACGAGUUUGAGCACUACUCAGUACCAUGCAAUAGUGCCUGUAAAAGUUGGCAAAUGUUGAAGACAUUUGUUGCAAGUGGCUUAUAAAAAUAUGUAUAGCCUGUUGUCAUUUCUGGUGCUAAAACAUGAAAAUGGUUUUAAAGUCUGAAUAAUUGGCAAUGAUGUCAUUGAAUGCUUAUAUUCAUUACAUAUAGAAUGGUAUCUUAUUUAUCACUACACUGCUAUGGGGGACGUUGCUUGAAGAGAUGCUUUAUUAUGCAUAAAUGUUUUUGUGCUUUAAUAUUCAAACAUUUUCUCUGCUUUCCCAACACAAUGAGAGACUACUUGUGAAAACUUUGCUGCAACAAAAACUAAAUGUCUAAGAAGAUUACAGUCAGACCUUUAAUUGUUUUGCCUGAAUUGAUUGUUCAGUAGUAUAGCCUGAGUGUAUUGUAUCCUGGUCCAAAAUAAAGCAAUUGUAAACAUAGCAA
Messenger RNA from Rhipicephalus microplus (southern cattle tick), 5016 nucleotides. RefSeq names its product caspase-1. Gene Ontology annotation, molecular function: cysteine-type endopeptidase activity. Lineage: Eukaryota; Metazoa; Arthropoda; Arachnida; Ixodida; Ixodidae. Gene Ontology annotation, biological process: apoptotic process; positive regulation of neuron apoptotic process; proteolysis. Gene Ontology annotation, cellular component: cytoplasm. The record is from RefSeq and is a predicted model, not a curated record.